AUCCGCCCUUCCUUGCUCUUGCAAUCCUAAGCCUUGGGGUUCUCUGUUUUACAGUUAUAGCAGUUUGGUUAUGAUAGCUGCCGGUGGCCGGAAAUCCGAGAGCCUUUGCUCUUCCGCCGCUCUCGGCUUCCCUCGCGUUAGGUUUUUCCGAUACCGGCGCUUGAGAUAACUGGUAACGUGCAUACCGUCACAGAAAAAGGAGAUAAAAGAAAAUUUUUAGUUUUCUCGUUUAUUGGUGUUACUGUAUCAUCUAUAUCUAUAGCUCGAUCGAUUAUAUUAGAUGCCGAAUUCGAAGGGAAAUCGGAGGGGACAGGAACAGGAGAAGAGUCGGCGGGGAAGGUUAACCGAGAAAGCGUCGUCGUUUCACGGGAAGAUUCCUAUGCCGAGUUCGUCGACGGUGGCAACAGCCGAGCUCCGGCGUCCGAUGACGCUGCCGCAACUGCUGUCUGAGAGGACUAUCUCGAUCGGAGUUUCUUCGCCGGAGGGGAGGCCGAAAUUGACGAAACUGCUCUUGAACGUGACGAUCCAAGGGAGUCUAGGUGCGAUUCAGGUGGUGCUGUCGCCUGAGAACGACGUAGGAGACAUAAUCAACGCCGCCUUGAGGCAGUACGCGAAGGAAGGCCGCCGCCCUAUUUUUUCAUCUACAAAUCCCUCUCACUUCGACCUCCAUUAUUCUCAAUUCAGCUUAGAAAGUUUGGAUAGGGAGGAGAAGCUGAUUUCGUUAGGAUCGAGGAACUUCUUCCUUUGCCCAAAGAGAACGGGGACGGCGACGGACGGUGGCGGCUCAUCGACGUCGUGUUCGAAGGAAGCGGAGAAAGUUUCAAAGAGCGGGAUUCCUUGGCUGAAGUUCAUCGAUUUCAUGCUGUAAACCGGAAUUUCCUGGUACUGCGACUCUCAGAUUAUUCAAUUCAGGAUGCAGAACUUGUUCUGGAUUUGUUCGUAGCUUUCAAAAUUCACUGUUUAAUUAAUUAGCUGAAGGAGUGAUUCAAAAUUUUCUCUGUUUUUUUUGUUUUUUUUUUUUUUUGAAUUUCCUGUGGCAUAUGUACAGUUUCAGAAUGGCUUUUGAAGAUUGAAAUUGUAGAAAAUGUAUUAUAUUCAAUUUUCAUCCAUACUAAAAAGUGUGUAAAAAUAUUACAAAAUGUUUACAUGAAGUCGAAAUCACAAUUAAAAUGCAACGGAGCAU
Rubroshorea leprosula is the source of this 1183-nucleotide messenger RNA. NCBI's taxonomy places the organism in Eukaryota, Viridiplantae, Streptophyta, Magnoliopsida, Malvales, Dipterocarpaceae. The record is from the annotation of a GenBank genome assembly.